AGUACGAUAAUCUGGCAAAGGUGCGGGACAGUCCGGGCAGCAAGACGGCCCGCCCCGCGCCCCGCCGCAGCUGCCGGGCCAAAAUAACCUGGAACGCCCGUGUGUCCCCGUGUCCCGCACCCUGCCUGCCUCUGUGUCCCUCCUACCUUGAUCAUGGCCUCCCAAGACGUCCUCAGCCUCUCCCUGGAUGACAUAAUCAAGAUGAAGAGCCGCAAACAAGGUACAAACAAGAGGAAGGGUCAAGGCAGAGGGUCAGCAGGCAGACAGGAACCAAACUUUGUAGGAAGUGGCCAGCCAGGGAGGGGCAAGGGCCGGGGUCGAGGCAGAGCCAGAGGUCCUCGACUUUUGGCCACAAAGUUUACAGCACAGCGUGCCAACAGUUGGGUAGCAAGGAGGGGCAUAGCAGCAGUCCAAGGCAGAGGAAGUAGGGGAAACACAGCUGGCUUGAGGCAAGGCAGACUUCGAGGUGGCAUCCAGAGUGGCAGGAGUAAAGGCAUACGUGGCGGAAGAGGUGGAAGAGGACUUUCCCAGGACAGAGGAAGAGAGAUUCAAACUGGGAGAGGAAGAGGUUCUUCAAGAGGACGAGCAAGUGUCUCUCUUCUAAGAAGAGGUCAAGGUGGUAUCAGCCAAAGAGGUUCUUUUAGUCAGCAGCAGCUUGCUUACCAGGAUAACCAGCAGCACAUCACAGCCCAGGAUUCUUCAUUCAGACAAAAGCUGGUAAAAAGAAAGAUUCAACAGGCUCGCAAGACACUUGUUAUGUCCCAGCAGAACAACAGAGCUAAAGCAAGGCUCAGUAUUGUUAAUUCACGACGGGGAAUACAGCAGGAGGGAGUUAAGCCAGUGCGCGGGGCCGGAUCAGUGGUGUCCCUCUCCUCACAGCACGGACUCACUGUCAGCAUCAAAAACAACAUUGCAUCAAAUCAGACUCAGCAUCCUGGAUCUGCAAUGAGAAUGAAGCCAAGACUAAACAGAGGCAGAAUAAGGCAGCCUUCUGUAUCAAGUUAUACGCCAGCUAUGUUUACAGUUGUUAAUGAGCAAGCAGUGCCUCCUGAGCCACCAGUUCGACCCCCACCUAUGUCUAGAAAAAUACUUAAGCGUAAUAUGCCAAGUAGAGACCCAAGAGCUGAAAUGUCCUCUUCUGUAGCAGCUUACCCUCAACAAAAUAUGCGUCCUGUGCCCGAGCCACAUCGUCAAAUAUUGGAUCCCAAGGUGCAGAAAGAGAUAGCCAUGUUGCAGGGCAAGGAAGUGUCUCUGAACAAUGGACCAGGACCAGGAGUGAAAGGCUUCAGACAUAUCCCCAGCCACACUGCACGCUCCCUCAAUGAACGUUUCACUGAAGAGCGGAUGAUAACUACUUAGGACAUCCAGUUGACUCGUCGAUUCUGUAAAUUAAUACAGUUUGUAUCAGAUUUUUGUAGCCGUAUUUUAAGUGCUGAAUAACACUUGUAAACUUACACCUGGGAUUUCAUGCUUUCAAAGUAGGAAGGAUAAAAUUUAAUCAUUAUUUAUUUAAUUUUUAAGGAAAACAUCUGAAUAUUGAAAGAGCAAAGUUUAUAUUUGUGAAAUCAGGGUAAUAAGUAUUGUGUUGUGUGGUCUGUGUAUGAUGUGAAGCAUAUAAAUUAAGCUGAGACACUAUAAUAUAUUAAAAUAAGGGGAGGGCAUAUGCUGAAAGUAGAAUAUGGCUGAAAUGUUAUGUAAUAGAAUGUUAAGGGUUUGCUGGUGAGAAAAUAGUAUUAUUCUAGCUCAGAAUGAACGAUUUUAGUUAGUUUAUUAUAAGGAGAAGUAAAAUCAUGCAGGGUAUUUUAUCACUCAUUUUACAGCCAUUUUAAGGCCCAGUAAAAUAGAUCAUUGCUCAUUGCUGAGGGUAGCCUACAGACCUGCACUAUAGCCAACCAGCUGUCCAAUGUUACUCAGUGCCUGUCUCACUUUGCUCAUCACUGUACAAUAUUGGUUAAAUAUAUUUUAUUGUUGA
Eriocheir sinensis (Chinese mitten crab) is the source of this 1972-nucleotide messenger RNA. RefSeq lists its product as uncharacterized. The transcript is spliced from 6 exons. The coding region runs from base 154 to 1359 and encodes 401 amino acids. The record is from RefSeq and is a predicted model, not a curated record. Lineage: Eukaryota; Metazoa; Arthropoda; Malacostraca; Decapoda; Varunidae.